Messenger RNA from Alternaria postmessia, 831 nucleotides. RefSeq lists its product as uncharacterized. The transcript has 2 exons. NCBI's taxonomy places the organism in Eukaryota, Fungi, Ascomycota, Dothideomycetes, Pleosporales, Pleosporaceae. The coding region runs from base 1 to 831 and encodes 276 amino acids. The record is from RefSeq and is a predicted model, not a curated record. Gene Ontology annotation, molecular function: oxidoreductase activity. Gene Ontology annotation, cellular component: cytosol.
AUGUCACUCAAAGGCCAAACCGUCCUCAUCACAGGUGCAUCAAUGGGCAUCGGCGCAGCCAUAGCCCAACGUCUAGCCGCCGAAGACGCAACACUCAUCCUCUUCGCCCGCUCAGGCGACAAGCUAAAAGCCUUGUCCGACUCUCUCAAAGCCAAGCACUCGAACCUAAAAAUAUUCCUAUCCGUCGUCGACGUCCAAGACCACACCUCCCUCAGCACUGCCAUCUCACAUAUAGUCCAACAAGUCUCACACAUUGACGUUUUGAUCAACAACGCUGGUCUUGCCAUCGGUGCGCCCUCCAAGUUCCCCGACCUCCAAAUACAGGACAUCAUUACUAUGACGAACACUAAUAUCAAUGGAUACAUGUUUGCUGCAUACGCCGCAUUGAAUGAGGGAAAGAUGAAAGAGAGGGGCAAGGGCACGAUUCUCAAUGUCACUAGUACAACGGGGUUAGAGGUACCGCCAUUCCCGGGUGAGGCAGUGUAUCAUGCUAGUAAAGCUUGUCAGGAGGCUUUUACCAAUGUGCUAAGGACGGAGUUGGUGGGCACGGAUAUCAAGGUGCUUGCGUUACGACCAGGGGUUGUGGCGACGAAUUUCCAUGAACAGCGUGUUGGAUACGACAAGGAGAGCUAUGACACUUUCAUGACCGGCUUCGAGCCUCUUGUUGCUCCUGACGUUGCGGAAGCGGCUGCUUUCAUGCUAAGCCAGAAAGAUCGGGUUAGCGUGAAAGCGUUGGAUGUAGUGCCUACUGCACAGCGGAGUUUACAGGUGUUUGAUCGGGAGUGGAAUAGUAGAGACAAGGCGAGGAACGAGGAGACGAUGAAAAAUUGA